Molecule: messenger RNA, 741 nt
Organism: Alexandromys fortis (reed vole)
Lineage: Eukaryota; Metazoa; Chordata; Mammalia; Rodentia; Cricetidae
Product: 40S ribosomal protein S7-like
Exons: 1
Coding region: 85-588 (167 amino acids)
Biological process (GO): ribosomal small subunit biogenesis; rRNA processing; translation
Cellular component (GO): cytosolic small ribosomal subunit; ribosome; 90S preribosome
Molecular function (GO): structural constituent of ribosome
Source: RefSeq, a predicted model, not a curated record
UUUGGCCUGUGCCUGUCAAUGGCCUAACAAUGCAGCCCACGACCCAUAUGACCAGUGGUACUUUCCUCCUUUCAGGAAAAGGCCAUGAUCAGCUCAAGCACCAAGACUAGGAAGCCUGAUGACAAGAAGACAUAUGACUUCGAGUCUAGCAUCUCUCAUGCACGGCUUGAGCUGGAGAUGAACUCAGAUCUCGAGGCACAGCUUGGAAACUCAGUAUCAACCACCACAGCCAAGGAAACUGAAGCUGGUGAUGGUCAGAAAGCAAUCCUUAUUUUAGCACCAGUUUCUCAGCAGAACUCUUUCCAGAAAAUCCAAGUCCGGCUGGUUCACGAAUUAGAGAAAAAGUUUAGUGGCAAGCAUGCAGUCUUCACUGCUCGAGGAAGAUUCUGCCCAAGCCAACUCAGAAAAGCUGUACAAAAAAAUAAGCAAAAGCACCCAAAAGCUGCACCCUGGAAGCUGUGCAUGAUGCCAUCCUUGGGGACUUGUUCUUCCCAAGUGAAACUGUGGAUACUCCGUGUGAAUGCAUGGCAGUCAGCUCCUAAAGGUUCAUUUAGACAAAGCUCAGCAAACAAGCAGAACACAGGUUGAAACUUUCUCUGGUGUGUAUUAAAAGCUCCCUCCUUUACACUCUCCCUCCCUCCCUAUCUCUCUCUCUCCCCCUCUAGAGUUUUUUGCUGGAACUUGCUCUGUCAACCAGGCUGGCCUCGAACACAGAGAUCCACCUGCCUUUGCCUCCUGAGA